AUGUCCCUUUCUGGGGCUACCAUCAAUACUGGCAACAGUGGAGCCGGCAGUGUUGGCGGUAGUUCUCCUUCGCCUGUUGCCAUGACUACUCUGACAAACCGCCGCAACAGGCUUAACUUGACUUUGCCUACAACCGCAUUGCCAGGUUCUUCAUCCCAUUCAAGCAUUAUCAGUGCCUGUAGUCUUUCUAGCCAGCCAAAAGACAGUGCUGUAGCGACUUCGAAAAGCUCGAACACCUCGAUGUCCGGGCCGGCAACUACGACAGCUGCUAUUCAUCCCGUUUGUGAAGCGACAGACACGCGCCUUAUUCCUGGACGCCGGUUGCAUCUUCAACAUCCACCAAUGAAGCUGGCACCAGCACACCACGGGCCAGUCAAUGAUGUCAGAGCGUCUGGAUUGCUGCUAACAGGCCAUGUGGACUCCCCCGAAGCACAUUGUAUGACAGGGUCCCAUACCUCUGCCUUUGAUACCGCUUUAUGCUCAGGAAAUUUACCUCCAUCGGCAUCGAUCCUUGCCGCAGCAAUGAGUUCUGAUAUAGCUGGGGCUGGAGACACUUUGUCAAAUUCAGACUUAAAUCAACUAUAUCUCUUCCUGCCGUUAAAUAGUUGUCCCCGGCCAAAGCGUCUUCUUUUAGCUCUUCUCUCUGAAUCUUCAAGUCUGCCCAUGAAGUACGCAAAAAUCUUUUCGAUUCUUCUCUUCCUUUCUCCUGUUGAUCGGAUUUCUUUGAAAGAGAGUGCUCAUGGCCUCCCUAUUCUUCCGGUUUCUGGUGUUUUCAAAUGA
This is a messenger RNA of Protopolystoma xenopodis, 780 nucleotides long. The record is from the annotation of a GenBank genome assembly. NCBI's taxonomy places the organism in Eukaryota, Metazoa, Platyhelminthes, Monogenea, Polystomatidea, Polystomatidae.